UUGUUUUGUGUUGUUAAUUUCGAAGCAAAAAUUUUCCAAAAAUGAGUGAACUGGAACAGUUGAGGCAGGAAGCCGAACAACUACGGAAUCAGAUCCAGGAUGCCAGGAAAGCAUGCAAUGAUACAACACUUGUUCAGAUCACAUCAAAUAUGGAUUCCGUGGGUCGGAUACAAAUGCGAACAAGACGUACGCUGAGGGGGCACCUCGCUAAAAUCUAUGCCAUGCAUUGGGGCUAUGACUCAAGGCUACUAGUCAGUGCUUCCCAGGAUGGAAAAUUAAUUAUUUGGGAUAGCUAUACAACAAAUAAGAUGCAUGCCAUUCCUUUGAGGUCCUCCUGGGUGAUGACCUGUGCUUAUGCCCCCUCUGGUAAUUAUGUGGCUUGUGGAGGACUGGACAACAUCUGCUCUAUAUAUAACUUAAAGACCAGAGAGGGAAAUGUGAGAGUGAGCCGAGAGUUACCAGGUCACAUAGGCUACUUGUCCUGCUGCCGUUUUUUAGAUGACAGCCAAAUUGUUACAAGUUCAGGAGAUACAAAUUGUGCCCUAUGGGACAUUGAAACUGCCCAGCAGACCACCACAUUCACUGGGCAUUCUGGAGAUGUGAUGAGUCUUUCUCUGAGUCCUGACAUGAGGACUUUUGUUUCUGGUGCUUGUGAUGCCUCUUCCAAGUUAUGGGAUAUUCGAGAUGGAAUGUGUAGACAGUCUUUCUCUGGACAUGUGUCAGAUAUUAAUGCUGUCAGUUUUUUUCCAAAUGGCUAUGCCUUUGCCACUGGCUCCGAUGAUGCCACUUGCCGUCUCUUUGACCUUCGUGCAGACCAAGAGUUAUUAUUGUAUUCUCAUGACAAUAUUAUCUGUGGGAUCACCUCCGUAGCCUUCUCAAAAAGUGGGCGUCUCCUGUUAGCUGGUUAUGACGACUUCAAUUGUAACGUGUGGGACACACUAAAAGGAGAUCGUGCAGGUGUUCUUGCUGGUCAUGACAACCGGGUCAGCUGUCUGGGUGUAACUGACGAUGGCAUGGCUGUGGCAACAGGCUCUUGGGACAGUUUUCUUAGAAUCUGGAAUUAACAGUGCAUACAAUUUUGCUGUUCUCUGUUGGUAUCUGGAGAAAUCAGUGCUACAGCCUAUAGCUGUGAUAAAAGAAAUUCUAAUACUUGCUGUUGAAAAUUUUUCUAUUGAGAUUACUACAUACAAAAGGGAGCUUUCAGUAAACUACAAAACAGAAAAGGAUGAAAAAAAAAUAAAAAAACAAGGCAAAGGUGCUUGCUGAGAUCAAAAGGACCAGUGCAUUGAGCUCAUUUAACCUUGAAGUCUUACUUUCACUAAUUGUUUUCUUUAUGUAGAACAAAAUGUAUACAUUAUAGCAACCUAUCAUGUUUGAUUGCUUUCAUUUAUGAACUUCAUUUUAAACUUUGUAUACACCAGAAAUGUCACAUUUUUUAUUUCUGUAAUGGAGGCAACAGACACAGUAAUAGAUGGAGGUAAUACCAUGUGUCUGUCCUUAGGUUUGAAGAGUCUCCUUGAAUUCUGACCUCCCUUUUUGAUCUAAAAGAUCCUGGUUGCUUACUGUAUUAAGAAUGCUGACAGGUAGGUGCCUGAGAGCCCUUUUGAGUAUCAUUAGUUUCUUGGUGCAUCCUUUGCCCUCCUAUCAAUUUAAAUAAGUGCUCAUUUUCAGUCCUUCGAGGGGAAGAUAAUCUGAAGGGUAGGGGAUAGAGAUUUCACUCUGAAAAUUUAGACAUAUGUAAGAAACUUUAUUAAUAGGAAGACAGCAAUAAUCUCAUAUAAAUGAUUCUUGGCAUUUUAAAAAGCAGAUUAUGAUCAAAUAACACUCCACACGAGUAAUCCUCUGAAUAGUUGGUCUCAUAUUCUAGAACUGAGUUUGUGUGCUCAUUAUUCCAGGACAUGGAUGAACACUUGGAUUGUCCUUGCACCUGAAGAACUUUUCCUAGUGUCCUGUCAGUGUGCAUCUACAUCUAAGGAAACAGGACAGCAUGGUUUUGAAAAGUGUAAAAUCUAACCAGUCACUAGAUCUGAGUAGUUAUAGUUGUGACAGGGUGGCUUUAUGAAUUUAUGUUCACACAUAUGAAAUCUGAAUUGAUGUAAACUGUCAAAUUUUAAAAAGGAAACAUUAAAGCUCUGCUCUUCUGUAACAUUUUUCCUUCACACAAAAUAUUGGUUUCUAAGUGGCGUGGCUCUGCUUUGAAGAAUGGCUAGAUCCAAGUGGCUCCAUUUUAAAGCCAAAAGGAAAAUUCCAAGAGUAAGUACUUAAAGGAGUCAGAGGAAAAUACUAAGCAAUUCAUUCCUCUGCUUGUCAAUGGUAUAAUAAAAUGUUGUCUAUUACUAGAAUGAGCCCUCCUGGAUUUAAACAAAGAUACUCUCCCCCUUGGAUUUUCUCCUACAAAUAAAUCUAAAUGACUGACAUGGGAAGAUGGUUAGUCUUGCUUGAUGGUGAAGUCAUGGGUUAUCCUGAUACAUUAUAGAAGUGUACUGUUUUGUUAAAUCAAUAAACUAUCACUUACUGUUGA
This is a messenger RNA of Myotis brandtii (Brandt's bat), 2521 nucleotides long. RefSeq names its product guanine nucleotide binding protein (G protein), beta polypeptide 4 (gene GNB4). Gene Ontology annotation, molecular function: signaling receptor complex adaptor activity; protein binding. The record is from RefSeq and is a predicted model, not a curated record. The transcript is spliced from 9 exons. Gene Ontology annotation, cellular component: heterotrimeric G-protein complex; cytoplasm. Bases 42 to 1064 code for a protein of 340 amino acids. Lineage: Eukaryota; Metazoa; Chordata; Mammalia; Chiroptera; Vespertilionidae. Gene Ontology annotation, biological process: G protein-coupled receptor signaling pathway.